Prosopis cineraria is the source of this 695-nucleotide messenger RNA. RefSeq lists its product as uncharacterized. The transcript is spliced from 4 exons. The record is from RefSeq and is a predicted model, not a curated record. Lineage: Eukaryota; Viridiplantae; Streptophyta; Magnoliopsida; Fabales; Fabaceae. The coding region runs from base 109 to 576 and encodes 155 amino acids.
UUCUGUAUAAAGGUCCCCUCAUUUUGUCUCUUCAUCAUAACCCCGCCUUCUACGUCGCUGUAUCCGAUCAUCACUCUUUCAAAUCCUCCAGAGAACAAGCUAGCGAAGAUGGGUAACAAGCUCACCGCGGGAGGUGAUAACGGAAAGGGGAAGACGGAUGUAAUAGAUGACUGUUAUAGCACAUAUUUCGAAAGCAACGACCGCAUCCACAGCGCAAGUGAUUUCUGCCGAGCAAUAGUCGAUACAGUAAAGGAACUGAAUAAAAAGCAUGGAUACACGCAGGUGAAAGCCCCGUCUGUGGAUAGUCUGGAAAGAGAAUACAAGAAAUAUUGCAAGGAUGGGAAGGGGAAGCCAUCAAAGGAGGAUUUCAAGAAGAUCAUGGGGAGUUUAGAGAAGGAGGCAGAGCUUACAGGUGUGGGCGGAGUGAAGGACACUCUGCUGUAUAUAUUUGGAGUGCCUGCGUCUGCCACCUUCCUCAAGAACGCAGUCAUGCCUGGCCUCGUCUCCAAUGAAAUUCUCAUCCCCACCAUGACUUCCCUCACCGCCCUCGUUCUCGCUAAGCUUAACAAGAUUUGACCCUCUUCAUUUACUCAUGACUCGUGUUUCCAUUUGUAUCUAUGCAUUGUUUUUAUUUCUUUCUUCUCAACUCUCCUCACCCACGUUUAUUAAUAAUGAAUAAUAUUUGCAUUCCUGCU